This is a messenger RNA of Ramularia collo-cygni, 549 nucleotides long. RefSeq lists its product as uncharacterized. The record is from RefSeq and is a predicted model, not a curated record. Gene Ontology annotation, cellular component: extracellular region. NCBI's taxonomy places the organism in Eukaryota, Fungi, Ascomycota, Dothideomycetes, Mycosphaerellales, Mycosphaerellaceae. The coding region runs from base 1 to 549 and encodes 182 amino acids. The transcript has a single exon.
AUGGCACCCAUCGGGAGYCUCAUCACACUCCUCAUCGCAGGUCUCGCGGUAGCGUCUCCGGCACCUGUUCAGAAACGGGAACUUAUCACUGCGGAUCUCAUAAUCAGCAACGUAGACGGCAUCGACAACGGCGUGGAGCACCUGCGCAGCCACGUCGCCGCAUACGACGGCUCCCUCUUAUCCGCCUCCCCACUUGUGGGUGAUUUCCUGGAGAUCACCGUUGCCAACAGAGCCGGUUUCACGAAUGCCAACUUGAAAGCUGCACCUUUCGACGCAGCAGACUCGACGAGAAUUGUCGAUUUCGUCAUUGACAGCGUUGGGCACAGCAUUCCGGCGGCAGUCAAAGAGACCGUGGCGAAGAAGGAACUGUUUGUGGAGAACGGGCAGGGUGGCCUCAUAUCCGGAAGUCUGAAUGUUCUUCUGUACGAGCACGAUAGCUUUUCAGCAGCGCUGCAGAAGAAGAUCUCUGCGGACCAGGUCAGGGCACAGGCUGUCGUCGACAAGAUCCACAAUGCCAUACAGAGUGGUAUUGAUGCAUUCGCUGCUUGA